Messenger RNA from Momordica charantia (bitter melon), 1650 nucleotides. Its product is annotated as putative serine/threonine-protein kinase PBL3. NCBI's taxonomy places the organism in Eukaryota, Viridiplantae, Streptophyta, Magnoliopsida, Cucurbitales, Cucurbitaceae. Gene Ontology annotation, molecular function: protein kinase activity; ATP binding. Gene Ontology annotation, biological process: protein phosphorylation. The record is from RefSeq and is a predicted model, not a curated record.
UUGGAGUUUAGUGGAUGUACGUGACUGUGACUGGCGACUAAACUCCAGCUUCCAUUUGGAUUUCAUACUCUGCUUUUGCUGAAUUCAACUCCCUCUCCCCUUUCCUUGGCUUUUCCCCAACUUUUCCCUCCAAUCUUCCUUUCCUUCGCUCCAUCGCUGACUUCCGCUGCGAGUUUUAUAUUGUAAAUCGCCGGAAGAGGGUUUCAGAAGCGUGUCUCUGAUCGGUCCUCGCAUGGGUAACUGCUUAGAUUCUUCAGCUAAGGUAGAAAAUGCUCACACCUCCCAAGCGACUUCCGAAAUCUCCCGAAGUUCAAGCAAGAAAUGUCAGACGUUAGUUGCUUCCAAUAUUCCUAACUCAUUGGAGGACAGGAGUAGAAACUUGUUGAGUCUUCCCACAAGUAUAGAAGGUGAAAUAUUGUCAGCGUCGAGUUUGAAGCCUUUUUCAUUCAAUGAGCUGAAGAGCGCGACUAGAAAUUUUCGACCGGACAGUCUGCUAGGUGAAGGAGGAUUUGGUUAUGUUUUUAAAGGAUGGAUUGAUGAAAACACAUAUGCUGCUACAAGGCCGGGAUCGGGAAUGGUUGUUGCUGUCAAGAAGCUUAAGCGUGAAGCUUCUCAAGGCCACAAGGAGUGGUUGACAGAAGUUAAUUAUUUGGGCAAAUUUCAUCAUCCAAAUCUAGUUAAGCUGAUUGGGUAUUGCUUGGAAGGUGAGAAUCGGUUAUUAGUAUACGAGUUUAUGCCAAGAGGGAGCUUAGAGAAUCAUCUCUUCAGAAGGGGUUGUCAACCUCUUUCUUGGGCAGUAAGGAUCAAAGUGGCCAUAGCUGCUGCCAGAGGGCUUUCCUUUCUUCAUGAAGCCGAAGCGCCUGUCAUAUAUCGUGAUUUCAAGGCAUCUAACAUACUACUCGAUGCAGAAUUUAAUGCUAAGCUUUCUGAUUUUGGUUUGGCUAAGGCUGGUCCCACUGGAGAUAAAACUCAUGUAACUACUCAGGUUAUGGGAACCCGUGGCUAUGCUGCACCUGAAUAUGUUGCUACAGGUCGGUUGACAUCAAAAAGCGACGUUUAUAGUUUUGGAGUUGUGUUGCUUGAGCUGUUGUCGGGUCGACGUGCCGAGGAGGAUCUUGUAGAGUGGGCAAGACCAUAUUUGGGUGACAAAAGAAGGUUAUUCCGAAUUAUGGACACCAAACUUGAGGGACAGUAUUCUCGAAAGGGAGCUUAUACAGCCGCCAUUUUAGCUUCUCGGUGCCUUAGGAGUGAACCGAGGGUUCGACCUCGGAUGGUAGAAAUUCUGAGUGCACUGAAGGAUCUUGGAUCUCCCAAAACUGCAGCUAGAAACUCGCAGCCAAAGCAACGUGCAAUUCCCACUCCCUCAAACUUAAAGGUUGAUGCAUCUCCUUUGACAUCCCAUCAGCAGUCCACUUCUAUAGGUUAAAUUAUUCUUUGGAGUCUUUUGUUUUGAUUUAUAGUUCUUAUGAUUUUAAAAGUAGUUUUAUCGUACAGUCGUUAUGAUUGGUUAAAUCAAAGUCCCUGGUAUUACCAAAUAUUGAUACAUAGGAGGUUUUUUCUUUGAUGUUGUACAUGUGAAGGUGAAUUGACUUAUUAUAUUAGAGUUUGAGUUGAGUAAAAAAUAGAACAAAUCGAGUAGAUUCUCAAGUA